AGCGAGUCCUCUUUAUCGAAAAAAACUUGAGCGAGUCUGCAGAGGGGCGAGGCGACACACGGGAGGAACCGGCGAACCGCAGCUAGCAGAAGCGGCAAGGGAGCCCCUAGCGGCGGCACCGAGAAGAAAAAAGAUGAAGGCCGCCGUCGCCACCAAUGUCACCGUCGACCUGGAAGACCUGGACUGCACAGUCUGCUUCGGCCCCCUCAAGCCUCCGGUCUUUCAGUGUGCAGCUGGUCAUGUUGUGUGUUCCAUCUGCUACGAGAAGCUCCUGGAAAAGGAAAAGUGCCAGGUGUGUUCCAUCGCCACAGGCUACAAUCGGUGCUUCGCAAUGGAGCGCAUACUGGAGUCUCUCCAGGUCUUUUGCUCCAACGCUGGUAAGGGCUGCACAGCCAAGAUGUCCUACCAUGAGAUGGAAGAGCAUGAGAAGGAGUGCCCAAGAGCAGUCUGUGACUGCACUGGAUCAAACACUAUGCAGAUAACUCCCUUGCACCAGGGCUUAUCUACAGACUGCUACACGCUGGUGAUCCCAAUGGUUUCUCCUUCCACCAGCAUCAAAGUCACUAUCAAGUAUCAACAAUGGUGAGAUCAAGAAGAAAAUCGAUUAUAAGAAGAGCU
Molecule: messenger RNA, 618 nt
Organism: Lolium perenne
Lineage: Eukaryota; Viridiplantae; Streptophyta; Magnoliopsida; Poales; Poaceae
Source: RefSeq, a predicted model, not a curated record